Elgaria multicarinata webbii is the source of this 1863-nucleotide messenger RNA. It is a transcript of the gene EGFL6, whose product is annotated as EGF like domain multiple 6. Gene Ontology annotation, molecular function: calcium ion binding. The record is from RefSeq and is a predicted model, not a curated record. NCBI's taxonomy places the organism in Eukaryota, Metazoa, Chordata, Lepidosauria, Squamata, Anguidae. The coding region runs from base 44 to 1705 and encodes 553 amino acids. Gene Ontology annotation, cellular component: membrane. The transcript is spliced from 12 exons.
UCCGCUGUCUGCCCAUCUGCCCACCACUGCAGUUCGUCCAAGCAUGGUGCUGGUCGCUACUUGGAGGACAUGCCUAGCUCUUUCCUGGCUGCACUUUGCUGCAGGCGGAUUUCCUGAGAGUGUCAGCUCAAGAAGUCGCAGGCUAACUGUGAAUCAGCCUGGGGUCUGUCGCUACGGUUCUAAGCUUGACUGCUGCUACGGAUGGAAAAGGAAUAGCAAAGAACACUGUGAAGCCACCUGUGAACAUGGGUGCAAAUAUGGGGAAUGUGUAAUGGCAAACAAAUGUAAAUGUUUUCCAGGAUUCACAGGGAAAACCUGCAGCCAAGAUAUCAAUGAAUGUGGAUUGAAACCAUAUCCUUGUGAACACAGAUGUAUGAACACACAUGGUAGCUACAAGUGCUAUUGUCUCAAUGGGUACAUGCUCAUGCCGGACGGCACAUGCACAAAUUCCAGGACAUGUGCCAUGGUGAAUUGCCAAUACGGCUGUGAAGAGGUGAAAGAUGAUGUGCAAUGCUUAUGUCCAUCAAGUGGACUUCAAUUAGCACCAAAUGGGAAAACAUGCAUAGAUAUUGAUGAGUGCUCCACUGGCAAAGCUAUUUGCUCUUUCAACCGCAGAUGUGUCAACACAUUUGGAAGUUACUAUUGCAAGUGUCAAAUUGGAUAUGAACUGAAAUAUGUGAAUGGACGAUACGACUGUGUAGAUAUAAAUGAAUGUAUAGCAAAUAUCCCCAAGUGCAAUUUCCAUGCAGAAUGUCUCAAUACUCAGGGGUCCUUCAAGUGCAAAUGUAAACCAGGCUACAGAGGCAAUGGAUUUCAUUGCUCUGUUAUUCAUGAAAAUUCUGUGAAAGAGAUUCCCAGAAUCUCUGGUGCUGCCAAAGAGAAGCUUAAGAAACUGCUUGUGAACAAGAACAGUGUGAAAAAGCAUGAAGACCUAAAAAAUGCAAUCCCUGAGCCUCCUGUGACUCCAGCUUCUAAGGCUCAUGUAAGGCCAUUGGACUAUGAAGAUGGUGAGUACACAGAGGGGGGCUAUGCUGAACAGGAGGAAAGCACUGAAGAUGUCAGAAGAUAUGGAAAAACAGAAGAGAAAGGAGACGUGAAAGAAGAAGGAGAAAGGGAACACCUGGAAAACCAGACUGGUCAUGAAAAAAAACUCAGAGGAGAUGUAUUUUCUAAGGAAGCUGCUGCCUUUGGUCCUCUUCCAGACGAAAGGAAAAUUCCAUUUCCAAAAGGAGACCUGGAAGUGGACUGCAGCUUCGGUCGAGGGUCUUGUGCCUGGCAGCAAGAUGCCAAUGACGACUUCGAGUGGAAUCCUGCAGAUCACGAUAAUGGUGAUGGAUAUUACAUGACAGUACCAGCCUUCAUAGGGCACAAGAAGGAUGUUGGUCGUUUGAAACUUCUUCUCACUGACCUCAAGCCAAAGAGCAUAUAUUGUUUGAUUUUUAGUUACCGACUUGCAGGAGAAAGGGUAGGAAAAUUACGAGUAACCCUAGGCAGCACCGGUAGUAGUCCUUCCUGGGAACAGAAUAUGGGAGAUAAUGAAUGGUGGAGGACUGGACAAAUUGAAGUACGCAUGGCAGAUGAAACAACAAUGAAUGUCACCUUUGAGGCAGAACGUGGGAGAGGUAAAACUGGAGAAAUUGGAGUGGACACUGUUGUACUGUUUUCUAGUCUGUGUCCUGAAGACCACUUGACAUUGGAUAUCUGAGCUUCUUAUUUUAUUUGCUAUAAUAUUCAUUGUUUUACUAAUACAGAAUUUUGUAUCACCCAGCAUGACCUUGAUAAAAUGCAAAGCUAUAAAUUGCAUCUUCAACCUCAGUGCAGCCAGGAAAACGGACAACUCUAAAACAUGUGUUAGGUAACCCA